UCUAAUUCUCCAUCGGUCAGAUCUGUUUCAACACGCUCAAAUGUGGAUCAGAAUCACAUCGGAACAGGAAUUCACUCCACAUGAUGUCCGAUCCAAAGACUUCCUGGCACGAAGAUUUCGCCAGAAACUUUUCCCGAUUUUUCUCCAGAAGUAAAUCUGUGGACACAAAUGAAAGUGAGGCCCCGGCUGAUGGAUUCACCUUCACCUGCAGCGCUCACAAGGAUUCAUUUCACACAGCUGAGCUGCACCUGAACAUACCAGAAACUGCAGCUGCACAGGAGCUGCAGCUGUCUGACGCGCCACACAGAAACAGUGUGUCACAGAAGGAGGCUGACACACAGGGGGACUCGCUGGAACCUCCUGCCCCGCCGCCCCCCGCCACAGCGCCCCCUGUAGACGGAUUCCUCAGACGCCUGAGCAGCCUGUUCCAUUUCAUCCGGGCGGAACCAUCUGGAGUCCAGAAAGACACAUACAGAGACUCAGAAAGCAGCAGUUCAUUUACUGGACACAGAGACUCAGAGAAGACAGACAGCACUGUGGAACUGUCUCACUCUCUUCAGCAUGUAGAACCUUCUCACCAAUCCUCGGUGGAGCUGUCUGUCUGUCAUUCAGAUGUCACACAAUCUGAAGAACAGAGUGAGGAGCACAGAGAUGAUGCAAUAGACAACAACUCUGACAAAGAGUGUUUGGAGGACAAGAGACGUUUCGAUCUAGCCUGUCCACCUGUGGUGACAUAUGGGACGUACCGUGGACAGAGGGAGGUCAGGAGAGCAAAGAAGAAGCAUCACUUGGAGCUUCAUUCACCCAUCUCAGAGGGAGAGGAGGCAACACAUCCAGACAUCCAUGAUGACACUGAGAUCUCCUCGGCUUUAAACACAAUGAGUUCUGAUAGUCAAGAAAACCCCACUACUGUAAGUCCAGCAUCUUACAGAGAAAAUGAUUUGAUCCAGAGUGCCUUGUCAACAGACACGGAGACUACAGACAGAGGUCCCGCUAUAGAAUCUCCAGCCAGCAAACUCGCUCGUAAUGAUGAAACCAUCUCUGAUCGGUUAGUAACUUGCAUAGAAAGAGACUCAGUUCACACCAUUCAUAAAGCAGAAAAGAGACUACUGAAUGAAGCAUCUAACAGUGGCCAGGAAGAGCUCGGUCAGAGCGAAACACUAGAGAUGGUAUCAGUGAACAGUAUGCAAAAGGUGCCACAAUUGUUCUGCACUGAUGCUCUGACGCACCAUCACAGCUCAAAUCCAUCUCCAGAACAGAGAUUACAGCAGAGAGACUUCUCAGUAUUUACAGACAAAACAGAGCAUUCAUCCCCUGAUGAUUCCCAGAUGAGCGAUAGUCGAGAAGAGAGAGUGACUGAAGAGGAUUCUGGGAUGGACGAGGAGGUUCUGCAACUGGAGUCUAAAAAGAUGGUUGGCAGCAUUCAGAAAAAUGCUCUUGCUGCCUUUCAAAUGAUGAAAGUAUCUGAGGCAGAGCGUGACAUACUGUCGACAUGUGAACUUCACGAAGGUUCAGCGUCUGUUCAGUUUGAAGAUACAGAUGGUCAUAGAGACGGAGCAGAUAGAUCAGAGCAGCGGUUUAAUAUAUUGAUGUCUGAUCAGACACCGUCUGUAGUUCUGGAGGAAGCGCUGACGGGGAGCCGCAGCAGGUCGACGCCUUCCUCAGGGUACGAGUCCAUCGCUGGAUCUGACUCUGAUAUCAGGUGCUGUGUGAGCAUGACCUCUGACAUCACCACUACAAGUGCUCCAAUCAGCUGUCAACUCGAAGAUAGUUAUGAGAAUCAGGCAGUUCCUGAAUAUUUUGCAGUGGAAAAGGAAGUGCAUCUGACUGUGUUCUGUAAGAACAGAGGAAGAGCCGCUGAUGAUGAGCCAUUAUCACUGAAUGUUGGAGACAUUCUUCAUAAAACAGACAUCAGUGUUGUGCUGCCUGCUGUGUGUGAGUCUCUCAUUGGUGAAGAGACAGAGCAGCACGCAGUUUAUGUCUGUGAAACAGAGCAAUACAGAGUAGCGAACAGAUCUCAGGAUUCAGCCAAAGAUGAUACAAAGAGCAAUAACUGUAGACACAACCUGGACGGUGAUUCCUGUGAUGCUUCUUCAAUCACUCCUGACACUGAUACGUCUGUGAAUCAGGAGAGUCAAACUCAAUCUCUCAGCGUAAUGGAAAAGUGUGAUCUUUUUAACCCCAGUCUCAAAUCUGACACAACAGAUCUUGCAAAGAGAGAGACACCAAAGAUGUCAGAAUUUGCACAGAAGCCAGCAGCUACACUAAGCCAUAAAUCUGAGCAGACGGAAGCACUUUAUUCAGUCAUUGCUGAGCAGGAACAUUUUUGCGACAACUCUGUGACUGGUGAAGAUCAGAGUUUUCUCCUGGUGGAGAGUUCCCCGGCAUCUGUGAAUGAAGUACAGACACACUCAGGAGGGCUCGAUCCGUCUCAGUGGACGUCAGUCAGAGUGUUCCGCUGUGAGGUCACAGAUGACCAAAGCCAGAGUCCUUCAACACUCAUCUCGGAUCGAGCAGAUUGUAGAAUAUCAGCCGUAUCUCCUUCAGGAAGUAGAAUUCACCUCGACCUCCCGGACAGUUCAAGCAGAAGCACGGCUUUUGUUUCCCAACAUCCACGAUUUCAUGAACUUGAUCUCCACCAGAUUGAUGGAGGCUUUGCCAUUAUCAGUGAGGAGGAGGAGAUGGACACUGUGUUCGUGAAUGACACGGGGCCUGUGCACAGUCCUGGCACACGCAGAGCCAAAGCGUACCCCUUCUCCCUCUCACCCAUUUACGAGGAAGAGUCAGGGUGUGAGGAGGUCUCAGAGAUGCUGCAGGUUCCGCCAGUGACAGAAGAGGAGCAAAGGAGCGUGGAGCAGCAGGCCUCAUCCAUCCUCUCCCUCCUGCAGUCUGUCAGUGAGAAGCUUCAGUCCAGCGUGAAAUGCGGUUCAGAUGAGUACCAGACCGAGUCUCUGAGAGCCGCCACAAGACCACUGUGGCAUUCCAACAGAGACGGCAGCGAGGAAGAAGAUGAUGAUGAUGAUAACUCCAGUGUUUUACUGCACCAACAACUUACUGAGGCCAAACCUGUCCAGCAGCCAAACACAGAGGAUCAGCUCAGGUCAAAUAUUGAUCAGACUGCUAAAGAAUCUCAUGAAAGUAUCCGGGUGGAGUUGGAUUGUCAUAACACACUGGCAAAUGUUGGAAAGGAUAUCAAUACACCUUUCUAUCAGUAUUUAAAAUCCAGAGUGACACCAUCUGCUGAUAAAGAACCCAAAGACACUAAACACAUUGUGUGCUGUAAUGAAAUCAACACAACGCUCACGGGAGAGAUUGGAGGCUUUGGACGGGUCAGCCCAAGACCUUCUACAAUGCUCAUCUAUGAGGGUCAGUCACUCAGCGGUAACAGAAGAGAAAUCUGUGAUGAUGUAGAAGACGCCAGAAGAGUUCUGUUCCCUUGUGGAGCCAUGAUUCACGUGCUCAAAGGAUGUUGGCUGCUGUAUGUGGAUUUGUGUUUCGGCGGGUUUUGUGUUCUGCUGGAGGAGGGUCAGACUGUAAGGACCAACAGAGAACCUCAACAGAACCUGCAGCAGCACAGAGAACCCCAAAGAACAGACAUCAGUGACAUGCUGUCUGUGCGCUCCAUCAGAACACUGCUGAAGGAAGAUGGCAUUCCAGAGAUCCAUCUCCAUCCCAGUGUGUCUCGGACUGGACAGACAAUCCGUCUCUUCUCUGCUAAAGACCUGACAGAGCAGCAUGACCCUGUGACCCUCUCUGAUCUCUCUGUCAAGACUGGAUGCUGGUUGGUCUACGAUGAGCCUGGAUUCAGUGGUAAUUCUGCUGUUCUGGAAACAGACGGGAGGGUCACGCCUGUUCUCCACAGUUCUCUUGUGUCGUGUGUAAAGAGUCUCCGGCCAUUAAAAAUGGGCGGGCUGAGGGUGGCAAGACCCAUCGACCCAAAGGUGAUGUUGUAUGAGAAAACGCAGUUUCAGGGUGAAUGUAGAGAAGUGCUGAAUUACACAGACAGUUUGGAGGACACGGAGAUGCCGGCGGGCAUUUCGUCUCUGUGGGUCACAGGUGGAAUAUGGGUGGGGUUCUCCAGUGAGGGGUUCAGAGGUCAUCAGUGUGUGCUGGAGGAGGGUGGAUACAGCGACUGCUCAAGACUCUUCAAUGGCUCCAUCAAAUCACUGCGAUACAUUCAAACCGACUUCCUAGAAGCGUCAAUCUGUCUGAAGAGCUCUGAUGAGGAAAUCACUGUGGUGGACCAGGAAGUUCCUGAUCUGCAGUGUAUCUGUGUCACUCAGGAAACAAACAGCAUCUAUGUGAAGAGUGGAGCGUGGGUGGCAUACAGCGACAGGUGCUUCACAGGAGAUCAGUAUGUGCUAGAGAGAGGACGACACUCAGGGACCCUCGAAUGGGGUGACAGGCGCAGCUCACCGCGGUCACUGCGACCUAUUCGCAGGGAAGUUUGCACCAUCAUGGAGCCAAACUUUUUGCUGCGCAUCUACAGUCAGAUGCAUUACAGCGGCGAGAGCCGAGAGUUUGUGAGUGAAGCUCCGAACUGCGGCGGUCUCAGACUCGAGUCAUUCCGGGUGAUCAGAGGGAGUUGGCUGCUCUUCGAUGAGGAGGGUUACUCUGGUAACCAGUACAUACUGGGGGAGGGGCUUUACCCUGACCUCACUUCCUGUGGCUGUGCAUCAGCGGUCAUCAAGUCUGUAAAGCCCAUUCCAUACAGUUUCACCGAUCCGUCCGUCAGUCUGUUUUCUCUCAGUGGUUUUGAGGGACUUGAAGAAACGUCACAUUCAGAUGUGGAGAACAUCUCACACUUCUUCAGCCAAUCUGUGAGAGUCAACAGCGGCCUGUGGGUGGCGUAUGAAUACAGUCAUUUUAAAGGGCGUCAGAUGCUCUUGCAGCUGCGAGAAUAUCCAGAUUGGGGGGGUCACAGCGGUUGGGACAUGAUUGGAUCAUUGAGGCCCCUCAAACAGCCAAAAGUUCACAUUCAGAUACGAAAUCGGGCGCUGGGCUCCGUCCUGACCGCAGAGAGUGUCCCGAUGAAUCUACCGGCAAAAGUCUUCCUGAGUUCUGCUGAUCGCUCCUUGGACACGCAGCGUUGGAUCUUCACCGAUGGCUUUCUAAAGAACACGGUGAGGAGAGGUUGUCUGUCUGUGAUCGGUGCAAAGGCGUGUGCGGGGGCCAGAGUGGGAUUAUGGGAAGAACAUGGGCAUGUGAAUCAGAGAUGGAGUCUGAAUGAAGAUGGAACAUUCUCCUCGCAUUUAAAUCGCAGUCUCGUGCUGGACAUCAAAGGUGGAGUUACUGCUGACAUGGAUCAUCUGAUUCUGAGUCAGCUUUGUGUCGAUACGAACACUCAAAACUGGGACGUGGACGUGCUGUGACCCUAAAACUAUCAGGAAUAUGAACACAUGAUCAAAUCAGGCAAUGAGGGUUGGAUAAGUGUGCUUUGAGUUAAUAUUCAGAUAACUCACAUAUUCACCCACAACCCAAUCGCAUGAAAAUGUAUUUUCUGAUUAGGGGAUUAGAGGAAAAUAGGUCUGUAUGUUUGUUUUUAAUUUGAAUGCAGCACAUUUGCACUAAAGGAAACCUCACGUGUGACCGCCGUGCGCUCAGCAGAUACACCGUUUCUCCCUUUAUUCAGUUUGGGGAAAAAACUAAAAUACAUUUUUCAGUAGCUGAAGCUGCAGCGUUACAUUGAACACAUUCAGAUGGUAUAAAGUCAUUUCACUGGAGUUCUUCAGGAACACUAAUGUGUGUUUGUGUGUGUGUGUGUGUGUGUAUAAAAUCAGGAAUAAAUGCAUUAAAAUACUGAAAGAAAUCUUAAACCUUAUAUUAAUGUGUACAGAGACUGUUCAUAAGAAGCAUUUUUAAAGCAAAAUUAAUCCUGAAAAUAAAGGUUGUAAAAUAUAUUCAUUUUAAAACGUGA
Molecule: messenger RNA, 5917 nt
Organism: Myxocyprinus asiaticus (Chinese sucker)
Lineage: Eukaryota; Metazoa; Chordata; Actinopteri; Cypriniformes; Catostomidae
Product: beta/gamma crystallin domain-containing protein 3-like
Exons: 22
Coding region: 81-5372 (1763 amino acids)
Biological process (GO): visual perception; lens development in camera-type eye
Molecular function (GO): structural constituent of eye lens
Source: RefSeq, a predicted model, not a curated record